AUGCCGACGGAAAUUUAUUCGCACUCUCCUCCUUCCGGCUACCCUAAGCUUAGCUUUAACCGGACAUUGUUCCCCAUAAUCCCGAUGCCAGAGGGCGGAGUACCUCCGGCAGUUCUGCCGAUAGAACUGCAGCAUUUGGAGGAUACGGCCGCGUUUCGACAACGUUCCUCCCGCGUUAUCCAGGAAGUGUUAGCAAGCUCAUAUUCAGAUAUUGACCUCGGGUUGGUAGGAAAGACUCGCUCGGGUCGCCACGAUACUGUGACUCUACCGCCUAUUAUUGAUCGCAUUACACCAGUCCUUUACCAAGUAGUUUCAACAGGAUGGGGUUCUGGCGUUAUCCUGAGAAACUCCGUUCCGUUAAGCUGA
Messenger RNA from Necator americanus (New World hookworm), 366 nucleotides. RefSeq lists its product as uncharacterized. The record is from RefSeq and is a predicted model, not a curated record. Bases 1 to 366 code for a protein of 121 amino acids. The transcript has a single exon. NCBI's taxonomy places the organism in Eukaryota, Metazoa, Nematoda, Chromadorea, Rhabditida, Ancylostomatidae.